CGUAUCAGCCUCUACGACCGCUUCCGCCACCUCAGUGGCUGCACCCGGCGUACAUGCACCCGGCGUUUCCGCAUCCGCAGCAGCUCCCUCCAGGCACUUAUCUCCCGCUGGGGCAUGCACCGAACCAGCACUGGCCGGCUCCGCCGUUCGGUCAGCCCAUGCGACCGCCGCCGCUUGGCGUGCCGCUGCCGCAGCCGCAGCCGCAGCAGCCGCAGCAACCGCAGCAGCCGCCGCUGCCGCCACCGGCUCCCGAGGAGGAGGCGCGGCGCGUGAGCCGCGUCGCGGUGUCGGGGCUCGAGGCGCGUCUCAUUGCCGCCUUCCUCGCGGUUGUCCGUCGCCAAAAAACGGCAAAAGUCGGGUGGCUGCAACACUGCUUCCACGGCGACCUCGAGUGGGUCCGUUCUCUCAUCCUGCAUCCGGAGCUCACCUCCCUCCCGGAGAAGGGCGUCUCGAAAGAGCUCUACAACUCUCACUUCACUCGCCUCCUCCACUCCACCCGCAGAGGCACGCCCACCGCAGCCUACACCUUUAACCGCGGCGCGGAGGCUCCCCCACCAGCAGCGGCUGUCGGUGCCUCCGAGCCGGGCGGCGCGGAGGGCGGCGGCAGCGUGGUGCGGCAGCCGGCCGUGGCAGAGAUGCCGCUGCUGGUGGGGGAGGCGCCGCUGGACGACGUCUUCGACCGGAUGAUUGUGAAGGCGAUGGGUGGGGACCAGGCAGUCCAGCCUGAGGCGCUCGAUCGCUCUGAGGCGCUCGAUCGCGCGCUCGCCUUGCUGGGCGAGCCGUGCGCGGGUGUGCGUGUGUCCGAGUCGUCUCUUGUGUUUGGAGUCGUCGAGUGCAACUCUGCCGAGAGGCUCCCCCUCCUCCUCAUCAACGGUUCCACCGGCGGCGCCUACGCGCGCCUCCGAGCCGCCCGCCUGA
Messenger RNA from Emiliania huxleyi CCMP1516, 918 nucleotides. RefSeq lists its product as hypothetical. The record is from RefSeq and is a predicted model, not a curated record. The annotation marks the transcript as partial. NCBI's taxonomy places the organism in Eukaryota, Haptophyta, Isochrysidales, Noelaerhabdaceae. The transcript is spliced from 4 exons.